This is a messenger RNA of Balaenoptera ricei (Rice's whale), 600 nucleotides long. RefSeq lists its product as uncharacterized. The record is from RefSeq and is a predicted model, not a curated record. Lineage: Eukaryota; Metazoa; Chordata; Mammalia; Artiodactyla; Balaenopteridae.
AUGGCGGCGUCCGGCUCCCCGGGGCCAACUCCGAGUCUGCCUGGAGGAAACGCGCCGAGCCCCACCGCCGCCGGCCCCUGGCUGGGGGAGAGGAGAAAAAGAACUUACCUCCGGACGGUCCCGUCGGCGGAGGCAGCGCGGGGAGUCCCGGGGCCCAGGAGGUCCCGGCGCGGCGGCGGCUACUGCAGUGCCCUCCGCCCCAUUGUUUCCCUUCCAAGAGGAUCCCGGCGAAGCCGAGCCCUGGAACCAGGAAGUUCCCCGGCGCGACACCUCCUGCCGCCGCUAUGGAAACGGCCCCCGCCUCCCAGGGCGGCUUGCCCGGGACCCCGCCUCCGCGCCACCGGCCCCGCCCGCCUCACGGGCCGCUGCCAACCGACGCCGCUGCGGCCGCGGCCGCCGCCAUCUUGGCGCGGCCCGGGCGGCCUCUUCCCGGCGGCACGUGGGCGCCGCUCCCGCGUUCCCGCCGGCCGCGGGGGCGCGCUGCCGGGUGCGGGCGCCGUUCCCCGGGAUGCGCGGCCAGAAGCGGCGCCUGGAACCCCGAGGGAAGGCCCGGGCGGCACUGGAGAGCCAGGACCUGGAGCGGGGCUUCUUCAUGUGUGA